Phragmites australis (common reed) is the source of this 1495-nucleotide messenger RNA. RefSeq names its product protein ANTAGONIST OF LIKE HETEROCHROMATIN PROTEIN 1-like. Bases 35 to 1243 code for a protein of 402 amino acids. The record is from RefSeq and is a predicted model, not a curated record. Gene Ontology annotation, molecular function: chromatin binding. The transcript is spliced from 2 exons. NCBI's taxonomy places the organism in Eukaryota, Viridiplantae, Streptophyta, Magnoliopsida, Poales, Poaceae. Gene Ontology annotation, cellular component: ESC/E(Z) complex; PRC1 complex.
CGGGAGGGGGUCAGGGGGGGGGGGGGUUUGGAAGAUGCCGCCGAUGAAGAAGUCCAAGAAGGGGAAGCGGAAGGCCAAGGACUCCGGCAAGCUCAAGGUCGCCAAGUUCCGGGGCGCGCCGCCGCUGCUCCCGCCGGAGCUCCGUGGCCUGGACACCGAGUGGUGGUACGCCUUCCUCUACAAGCACGCCGAGUCAGGCCAUGGUGCACCUUCAGAUGAGGGGGAGGCAUUCAGGUACUUCUUCAGGACUUCGAGGCGGACCUUCGACUACAUCUGCUCCAUUGUGAGGGAAGAUUUGAUCUCGAGGCCGCCAUCUGGGCUGAUCAACAUUGAGGGGAGGCUGCUUAGUGUGGAGAAGCAAGUGGCAAUUGCCAUGAGGAGGUUGGCAUCUGGUGAUUCCCAGGUUUCGGUGGGGGCUGCUUUCGGUGUGGGGCAGUCUACUGUUUCGCAAGUGACGUGGAGGUUUAUCGAGUCCAUGGAAGAGAGGGCUCGGCAUCAUCUGGUGUGGCCGGACCAAGAGAAAAUAGAAGAGGUCAAAGCUACGCUGGAGGCUGCUUACGGUCUGCCGAAUUGUUGUGGUGCCGUUGAUGCCACCCACAUAAUCAUGACGCUUCCUUCUGUUGAGUCAUCUGAAGAUUGGUUCGAUCCGGCGAAGAACUACAGUAUGUUUCUGCAAGGGAUUGUUGAUGAUGAGAUGAGGUUUAUUGAUAUUGUUACCGGUUGGCCUGGCAGCAUGACGUUUUCACGCCUGUUGAAAUGCUCUGAGUUUUUCAAGCUCUGUGAAGCUGGGAAACGUUUGGAUGGUCCCGUCAAAGUUUUGGCAGAGAAUGCAGAGAUCAGGGAAUUCAUUGCUGGUGAUUCGUGUUAUCCUCUACUUCCAUGGCUUAUGACACCAUAUGAAGGGAAAAAUCUGUCUGCCCCAAUACUCAACUUUAAUGCCCGUCAAAAAGCUGCAAGGAUGCUUGGAACAAAAGCAUUGGCUCGGCUGAAGGGAUCCUGGAGGAUCUUACACAAAGUCAUGUGGAGGCCUGAUAAGAAUAAGUUGCCGAGUAUAAUUCUUGUAUGUUGUCUGCUUCACAAUAUACUUAUAGACUGCAAAGACGAUCUGCUUUCUAGUGUUCAACUUCCAGACAAUCAUGAUACUGGUUACAGUGAAGAGAGUUGCGACCAGGUGGAUCCAAAUGGCAAAGUGAUGAGAGAAGUCAUUACAGCACAUCUCCAAAGUUCUGAAGCUCCCAACUGAACUGAACUAUGUUAUUUUGUUUAGUUACCCUUAUUGUAGUCAGACUUGCUGGAUGCAAUUCAGUAAAGAUGCAUCCAGCAAUAUUCUCCAAAAAUGGCAUGAUUUAUUACUUUAGGGAUUUAGCUAGUUGGAAAAGCUAAAUAACUACCCUCAUGCUUGAGAUUAUGUUCGUCAUGAUGUUGACAUUCCCCAUCUUACUGAUGGCCUGAUCUAGUGAUCUUUGCAUAAAGGUUUUUGCAUAAUAUAACUGAA